UCCGUAAUGUGCCAUUCGCACGGAUGCGCUGUCGAUCGUUUGUGCGCUACAGAUUGAAAAUAUUUAUAAAAAACAGCCAAAACCAGGAUGGAUAUGCCUAAAAGAACUGCGGAUUUGUUGGAUAUACCCAGAACACCAGAUAUGCGCAAUUAUGCACAGAUUUCGGAUCCACGGCGUACCAAGGAGCUGCUGGAAAGACAGCAACAGGCAAGGCAGCAGAAAACUCCAGAGAUGAGCAGCCCCAUCUUUUUGGAACCGCUGCGCACCAAGGAAUUGCUGGAGCGACAGCGCCAGGCCUCAUCUGCAUCUGCAUCCAGGGCAGUCCGUACACCGUCAGCCCCUGCAUUCGGAAACAUGACAGACAGAGGAGACAUACACAAAACACCAGAGAUGCGCUGUCCCCGCAUCGCAGUCGUACUCUGCUCAGAGCCGCCGCUGCCAGUGCGCACCAAGGAACUGCUGGAGCGGUGGCGUAGGGAGGAUGAGAGGGAUAGCAGUCGUAGGACAGCCUCCGCAACGAGAAUAGGUCGCCAGAAUCACAAAUCCCCAAUACCAGGCACCGCCGCAAACAGGCUGUUGGUGCCCUCCAUUGGUUUCUCGUAUCCCAAGCAGCAGCAUCAGCAGCAGCUGUUCCCCCACACAUCCGCAUCCGCAUCCGCAUCGAGAGCGGAGAGAGAAACACCCCACAUAACAAAGUUAGGCAUAACAAAGCGACGGCUGGAGUUCCGGCACGUGCAGGGCAAGGAGUCGAUGGGGUCGAAAUUGGAAAGGCUCACAGCCUACCUACAGCAGGAGAUGGAGGGUUGGGGCAGCAGCAGCAGCAGCAGCACAGAGCGACGGCUGCGCCAGAUGACUAUUGCGGACUUUGUGAGCAUUGUGAGGCAUUUGUUGCCCCACUCUGGGGUAGCGGCGGGGUCAUUGAGCAAGGCCUGCUAUGCGGAGCAGCUGAUGGAUGCCCUGCAGCAGCUCAAGUAUCCCAAGAAGGUGAACAGGAGCUGGCUGUUGAUGCCGGGAACACAGCAUGUCAUCGGCCAUGUACUGGACCUGCUGGACUUUCUAUUGGAUUUUGCAGUCACCGCCACAACACGGGGGGAAGCGACUUGUGAGUUUCCCUUUGUGGCAGACUCGUCACUGGAUGAGAAAUCCUUUGUGCUGAUGGCAAAGGACUACCACCGGUGGCAAGCAGCGGAAAACAGUCUUCAAUUAGAGCAACAAAAAUGUAAUGAGCUACUAAAGGAAUGCUGCAAUUCCAAUGAUAUCAUUGCGCUGCAGCAGGAGUUGGAAUCCCUACAACUGGAGCCCAAUCAGCUGGAGUUGAGCACUGUUCAGGAUCAGAAGCUGCAGCAGCAGCAGUUGGAACAAAGGGACAGCCUUCAGCAAGAGCUAACCAACUGCCAGGAUAAGCUGAAAUCCGUGUUGGCCGAGUCCUUGGCCUACGAGGGCAGGUUCAGUCAUUUGUGCACCGAAACCUGGCGACAGAAGCAAAUCCUGCAGUCACUGCAGGAUCGUGUAAGAAGCCAAAGAUGCAGCUACCAGGAGUAUGCGAGAUUGCUUGACCUACAUGCCGAACGUUGCGAUGAACUUCAGGUGUACCGUCGCCGGCAGCAGGAUAUUGCCGAGCGUCUAAGCAUAGCCAAGCUGCGAUGGAAGCGCUCUCGGAAGCACCUAAUGGACAGCAUCGAAGCCUACAACGUGCACAUGCGGGACUUUGAGUACUCGUUGGCCUUUAAAGGCAGCUGCCCCAAAUCUCUGCAGUUGCCUUUGUAUCCCACGUUGGAGGAGACACAAGAGCGCCGGGAGAGGCUGCAGCAAUUGCGUAACCUUAUGGAUAGCACUGUUGCCAAGGCAGGCUGCUUUAGAAAGCAGCCUCUCGGCGAGAUACAAAGUUAGUUAAACAAACCAGCAGAAGCAGCAGCACAAACACGUACAAAUUCACAUCAACAUCAACAACAUUCAACUGAAGCUCGUACGAGUUUAAUUUAAGCAAAUAUUUGCGUGUUUUGUAAUUUUCAUUUUGAGCCAAAAUUCAAGCUGAGAGUAAGCUUAGUAAUUCCUCCUUGAAUUUCACAGAUUUAUUUAAUUGAAUUUGUCAACUGUACGCCACAAUAGGCUCGUCCCUACUCAUGCACCACCUCCCGCCGCCUCCUGGAGGGUGGUUGCUGUCGCUGCCUUGAUCCCGUGGCCUGGAUUUGAGUUCAUGUAAUUGACAUUUGAAUGAAUCAUUGGCAACAGUUGUACACUUUCCCAAGGAGACUAGCUCUUUGGAUAAGCCCAAAGACUUGCCAAAAACAAAACUGAGCAGAUUGUUAAUCUAUAAACAGUAAAGCCUUAAGUUCAACGAUCUCUUACACAUACAAAAAGGUAGAUUAAACUAAAGUUAAUAAGCUUAAAUGAUAAUUAAUUUCCUACCUUAUUCAAGUCAAAAGUUAAGCUGAACAAAUCCACAUUUUGUAAAGUUUUCCACAAGC
This is a messenger RNA of Drosophila guanche, 2468 nucleotides long. RefSeq names its product kinetochore and Eb1-associated basic protein (gene Kebab). The record is from RefSeq and is a predicted model, not a curated record. The transcript is spliced from 4 exons. Gene Ontology annotation, cellular component: Ndc80 complex. The coding region runs from base 88 to 1890 and encodes 600 amino acids. Gene Ontology annotation, biological process: attachment of mitotic spindle microtubules to kinetochore. NCBI's taxonomy places the organism in Eukaryota, Metazoa, Arthropoda, Insecta, Diptera, Drosophilidae.